This is a messenger RNA of Paramacrobiotus metropolitanus, 1913 nucleotides long. Its product is annotated as zwei Ig domain protein zig-4-like. The transcript is spliced from 5 exons. Bases 68 to 1054 code for a protein of 328 amino acids. Lineage: Eukaryota; Metazoa; Tardigrada; Eutardigrada; Parachela; Macrobiotidae. The record is from RefSeq and is a predicted model, not a curated record.
UAUCCAUUCGAGAUGACAUUUUGUAGUACUGGUUGUGCGCCGUAAUAGAUCAUGCGCGCCGUUAGUGAUGGCGCCAAAGCACGUUACACUAAAAAUGCCCAGUACACCUUUCGUUCUCUUAAUAACUGCAUUAACGUUUUUGAAUACGGAAUAUUGUAUCUGUGAUAACACGAACGACUCCGAGGUGCCGCCUUUGGAUAACGAUGUCGAGGAUGUACAGGAUCUCUUUCUACCACUUGAUGUGCCUCGACUACGUACAGCUCAUUACCAUCCCAACCGCUUGAUAUUCAUUGAGCCAAAACCGCCCCGCCAUUUGGAAAUUACUCCUCAGCAAUCCAUAACCAUCGCCUGUGAAGUGGCCAGCAUUGAUGGACCAUCACCGGUGGUAGCGUGGUACCGCAAUAGUGAACUGAUUUCCAACGAAACGGAAAUUCAAGAAGAUUUACAGAGCAGCGCCAAUAUCCGCUACAUUACCAGUGCCACCCGUAGUCUCCUGCAUCUUGACUGCGUUAAUUCGCAUGAUGUAGGACUAUACACCUGCGUUGCGAAAACCCGAUACAAAACCAUUCGGACCACUACAAGCGUGACCCUUUCUUCAGGAUCACCAGAGAGAAUUGUAGCUAUUGCCUUGGCUCAGGAAUGUUUAAGGAAAACGAUGCUGCCCCACUUCAGUCCACCACGAAUCGUAACCUGGAGCAAAAACGUUUUACAAAUGCAGGGUUUAAGUGCCCGCUUAUUUUGCCGUGCUACCGGCAGCCCACCUCCGGCAAUAUUCUGGGAGCUGCAACAAGCUCAUCCAACAAAAAUUGGCACUAUUAGGUCAAUAACCAGCGACGAUACCAAAUUUAAGAUCGCACCAAAUGGCGAUUUAAUUGUUAUGGAUCUGGAAUUCAAUAAUGACAUGGGUUACUAUGCGUGCCGAGCGCGAAAUAUGUUCGGAGGGGAACGCAUUGAAUCGUUUUUAUACCCCGUCCAGGAUAGUAAUCCAAUAGCCAUUAAUAUGCACGUGCACAGAAAUGGACCACAACGCACACACACAAUUAUGGAAAAUUAAUUUCCUAACAUUUCAGUUUUGCGCAUAUGGACCUAGCCAACUAGGUACCCUUUCCCAUACUUUGCACAGAAGUAACAAGGCGGUCUGCGGUUAAAUUUGCACAAACAAUGGCAUUUCACAAAAACCUUCGCCGGCGCGACACAAUUUUAUUAUAACAGGCAACAGUUCUGCAUCCAGAAUGCAAAGUAGCCAACCAAUUUAUCAACUCUCCAUUUCGGAGUUAACCAGUAAUCUAUCAGUAUUAAUACUCUCGUCUUCACUGAGAGGUGGAAAUUUUAUCUGCGCGAUGUUAUAAAGUGUUGAUACCGGUAUUCCACGGUUCUGCAACACUUCGUUAAGUCUUGUGGGCACUGUUUGUUGUCUGCUUUAAAAAAUUUCAACCGAUGCCAGUUUUACCGGCAGAACUACGUACAGUAAUUUUUGCACCAACGUGACUUAUAUAGAGUCUAUAUCUAUAGUUAGGAUACUUGUAUCUCAUAUAUAUACCGUAGCAGCCAUUGUCUUGCACGAAGAAUUUUGUAGUAUGUAUAAUCAAUAAACGAUUUGAUGAGGCUGCAGGUAAUUGAACUAGAUAAAAUAGAUUUUAAGCAAGCAUUUUUGCAUCAUUGUGAAGUCACUGUGUGCCCAAUCCAAAUUUACACGCCUUUUCCUGGAACCACCGGCCUGCUAGCGCUGGACUACUAUUUACUAAUUAAUUUAUCAUCCUUCUCUUAGCAAUAUUUUUUAUUAAUACCUAAUACUGGUGUAAUUUAUUGCAAUGGAAAUGGAUUACGUCUGCAUACAAUUGUUUUUGUUAUAAUGGCAUGAUACUGUACCGCACAACGGCACAUCUUCUAAAAAUAAAACUCAACAUGUAAAA